Molecule: messenger RNA, 1857 nt
Organism: Geodia barretti
Lineage: Eukaryota; Metazoa; Porifera; Demospongiae; Tetractinellida; Geodiidae
Source: the annotation of a GenBank genome assembly
GCAGUGGAAUUUGCUAAUGGCGGCGUUUUCAGAGAAGCCAGUGAGGAAUGCGAUGGAUUCCUGCCGCGACAUGCCACUCCAUGCACCGCCUGGCGUUGCUAUGGUGGACCCAAACACCUCAAACCAUUAGUUGGGGGCCCAGACAACUCCGUCAGCUGCAUCACUUCGAGUGGAGAGACCCAAAAACGACGAAAGUACCCGUAGACCAGUGUGAUUGUAGGAGUGAUGGGCCCGCUGAGGCAGUGUUGGCGGGCAGUGUUCAAUCUGUUGCCUCUGAGGGGGAGAAAGAGGCGGCUGGCCAAGCUCCUAGUGGUCCUACUGCUCUCUGCUGCCAUAUCUCUACUGGUGUUGAAUGGCGCCUGUAUCCCUGGUACAGGGAGAUGUGGGGAGGGGGGAGAGGAUGGGCUUCAGAGGGUUAGGGAGGAGUUUGAGAUCCCAAGGGACUAUGAGGUAAAGCAGCAGAACCCUGUGCUUCACCGCAAAAUCAAAGGUGGAAAGAGUGAUCCACCAGCAGAGGGACAAGACUCUGUCCUCGAGCAACCAAUGGUCGACAGGAAUAAACCUGAGAGAGAGGAGAACCAGAGAACACAGGUUGAAUUGCCUCCUGAAUCAAACGCCAGAGACACAGGUGUGAAUGGAGUCGGUGAAGAGAAGGAGACACAGAGGGAUGUCAAGUCAGAUGAGGAGAUGAGAUCCGAGGGCAAAUCACUGGAGAAUGACGGGAGGCCCCGUGAGAUUGAAAAACCCCUUGCGGUGGAUAGCAACGAAAAUCUCGCGACCACUGUGGAAAAUGACGGAGCAUUCAUCAGAACAGAUGAGCAAGGAGUGGGUCUAGAGAAGAUUGACUCUAACAGACCCAUGGCUCGUGAGGGUGUGGUGGCAGCUAACAAACCCAUGGCUCAUGAGGUGGUGGCAGGUGUGGUACAGAAGAGGGAAGCGGAGGAGGUUGGACUAGAAGAAGGUAAUCAGUUGCCUGGUCCGGCAGGUAAGGCGGGGGUCGUGGUAAAAACGAAGGCUAAACCCAGUAUGUCACCAUCCACCAGUGACUCCGGUCCAGCUGAUGCUGUCAGUGACUCAAUCGGUGUGAAACCUAAAGUUAAAGGAUCUCAAACAAGAAUAGUCACCGAAAGGAACCUGCCUACAGAAGGAACCAGUGCCCCACCCUCUCUCCCUCCUGGGGCCUUUGCAAGACGUAAACCUAAAGUGGUAGUUGGUAAGGACGGGGCUGUGACUAAAGAGAUGGGGGAAAAGGUUGACGGUGGUGCCCCUGGUGGGGGUGUGAGGGGUGUGCAGAAGGAAAGUGUACCUGGAGGAGGGGCGAAAGGAGAAGGAGGAGGAGAAAGAGAUGGAGAAGGGGGAGGGGAAGAAGAGAAGCAUAUUAGUGCUGUAGAGAUGGCCAAAGCAAUUGAGAGUGGUGAGAUGUGUAAGACGGUGUGUCCUCCGUUCACCUGGUCCGAGUGGUCUCCCUGUAGCAAGGCGUGCGGGAGGGGCCGGCAAUAUCGCAGGGCUCUCUACAAGUUCAUCUGCCAGACCUCAGAGCUCUGUCCCCUCAACCGAAUCGAGGAGUCCGUCUGCGAGACCCCCUGCAAGUUUGACCCCGAGAAAUAUGGGGGACCAAACGGCCUGGACAUGUAUCCCAUCAACCCACUCAACCCUGCCAUAUAUCCAGAGGACCGGAAGUACAUGUGCGGCCACUGGCUGGUUGAAUACGAGAAACUGCAUCAAGAGAUCCUCUCAGGCAAGAGAGCUCCAAGGUAUCUGGUCUACUCCACUGGUAAAGGAGCGUAUCCUACAGCGGGAGGAAUAGCUCCACGGCUGCGAGGAAUCACAACCACUUUCUUCCUGGCUGUCCUCCUC